Eimeria acervulina is the source of this 3009-nucleotide messenger RNA. RefSeq lists its product as hypothetical. The annotation marks the transcript as partial. Lineage: Eukaryota; Apicomplexa; Conoidasida; Eucoccidiorida; Eimeriidae. The record is from RefSeq and is a predicted model, not a curated record. The transcript has 2 exons.
GCUGAGGUUUGCAUGUUUCCUCGUACGAGUUGGGGUGCUGAGCACCGGGAUCGAUCCCAGACGAUCCCAUCGAAGACACCUGUGGGGUCUUCAUGGCUGCAGCAGCCUCCGCUGCAAGUAACAGUGGAUGAGGUUGCUGCUACUGCUUCCUUUCAUGGGUAUGCUGGCGCUUGUCUAAUCAAUUUACCUAUAUCAGCUGCAGCACGAGAUGCACUCACACGAGAAGGCUGCAACACUAUUGCGGGCCUCAGCAGCAGCAGCAGCAGCAGCAGCAGCAUCCGUUGCAAACUCUGCGGCGCAAAAAACAAACCACCCCAAUCCCCAGCACCAGCAGCAGCAGCAACAGCAACAGCCCUAGCAGCAGCAGCAACAGCAACAGCCCCAGCAGCAGCAGCAGCAGGUGGGGGGUUGCGUUCUGGUGGUUGGCUUUCUUAUUGCAGCAAGUGCGGCGCACCUGUCAGCAAUUUACGUGGCUGGGAAUUACCCUCUGAAACCCCUGGAGCAAUAUCUGUUUUGUUUGCACUGACUACAAGCGGCAGACUUACUUGCAAACCUCUCACUCUCAACGACCCGCUGCUGCAGCUGCGCAUGCAGCGCCGCACUCGGCUGUAUGCGCAGCUCGCCAGACGGCAGCGAAGGCGUCGUCAGCGGGCCCCUGGGAUCGAUCCCGAUCCCGAUCCCGAUCCCGAUUCCGAUUCCUUGGCAAACAAAGACACUGAUGGUGCUGCUGCUGCUGCUGCAGCAGCAGCAGUAGCAGUAGCAGCAGAAGGAUCUCCUGCUGCGGUAGCGGCGCUCUUUUCUUUUCAUGCUGCUCGCCUCCAUCACCCGCAUUUUGUUGCUGCAGGGGCAGAGAAGAAUUCCACUGUGACUGAGACAUCAACGACAGAUGUCUCUUCUGCUUCUUCUUCUUCUUCUUCUUCUUCUUCUUCUUCUUCUUCUGCUGCUGCUGCUGCUGCUGCUGCUGCAGAUGAGGGAGGCGUGGGAGUGCUGCUGCAGCAGCUGCAGAGGAGCCCCAACGAAGUUCGGGUGUUGCCGCAGCGGAUCCCGGCGUUGCUGCUGAACCUGCAGCUGCUGCAGUCCCUGCAGCAGGAGAUGCUCUUCCGUGCUGCAUUGAGGCAUCAGCGGCAGCAGCAGCUGCUGCUGCUGCGCCGCGCUAUGCAUGCAGUACGUCGAGAAGGAGUUGUUGGGGCCCCCCAGGCCUCUGCGGUGUUGCUGCGCGUCUUAAAGGGGGGGCUAGAAUGCAUGCAGCUGCAGCAGCAGCAGCUGCUGCAACAGCAGCAGCAGCAGCAGCAACAAUUGCCUUCUUUUUGUUAUACAGACUCAGGAUCCUUUGCUAUCCAUCGCCCUGCAUAUGCAACUGAAGCCUAUGACCCCGAGCCCCUCGUUCAGAUGCUGCUAUCGAAUGCUGCUGUAGACAGCUGCUUGCAGCAACAAACAAACCCUCUCUCUUCUUCUGCUGCUGGUGCUGCUGCUUAUUCUUCUUGCAUGCAUGCAGAAAGCACAACAGCACUCGAAGGAGAGACAGCGCACACCAGCAAACAACAAAAUGCAUCUUCUGAUGCAUUACCCAGCAGCAGCAGCAACAGCAGCAACGGUAACGGCGAGAACAACAGCAAUAAGAACAGCAGCAACAGCAGCAGCAACAUGAGUGGGGUUAUAGGGUGUGAGGAGGAAGAAGAGAACGAGGAGGAGUUUGCUUCUUGUGUUUCUGCUGUUGGAAGUUUGCUGCGGGGUGUAUCUGAAGGUGCUGAUGCUGCUGCUGCUGCUGCUGCUGAUGGUGAGGGUUUAAGUGUUUAUACAGCAGCAACAGAAAUAUCUGGACUCCCCUUCUGUGGGGCCCGCAGCCGCGCUGUCUUUCGCUUUGCUGUGGAGACAGUAGAGGCAUUGCGUGCUGUAGCAACAGCAGAAGGAAGCUUGCUGUCGCUGCAGCAAGGGGACAGCGUGCUGUUGCAUGAUCUCCUUGUUGCUGUUCAGCUGUGGAGAGAGAGACGCCUCUCUUCCUCUCAGCUGCUGCUGCUGCUGCAGCCUUUCACCCUCAGCAGAGUCUGCACACCCGGCCUCGUAGACAUGAAGCGAACUACUCUGUCCCUUGGCUUUCAGCAGCAAACUUCACCACAAGAAGCUUUUGAGGCUGCUGCUGCUGCUGCUGCUGCACCAGAUGCUGCAGCAACAGCGGAUGCAGACGCAGCAGCAGAUGCAGAUGCAGCAUCAGAUGUUUCUCCAGAUGCAGCAGCAGAUGCAGUAGCAGAUGCUGCUCCAGAUGCAGCAGAAGCAGCAGCAGCAGAUGGUGUAGCAACAGCAAGCUGGAAGGGGGGAAUGUUUAGACGAGAAGAAGCACUUCAGCAGGAGCUGCAGCGCCACGCCUGGCCCGAGCUGCUGCUGCAGCAGCAGCGAGCGCAGGCGGAGAGUGCAUCCUCUGCUGCUGCUGCCGCUGCUUCUCCUGCUGCUGUUGCUGCUGCUGCUGCUGCUGGUCGUGCUGCUGGGGAGCUUGUUUAUUCUCCUUAUCCUCGUGGCCCCGCUCUCAACUUGCCUCUCUCGCUGCAGAACCCUCUACCUGCGCAUGUGCUUGAGGGCCUCAGCAGCAGCAACUGGAAGCGGCUGCUGUGCGGUGUUGCUGUUAACGGAGUUAUUAUUGCAGACCUUCUAAGACACUGGGAAGUCCCCGUGAUGCAGCGCAUGCGAGAGGCACAAGAGACGCAACAGCAGCAGCAGCAGCAGGAGAGACACGGGGACGAAGACACCAGGGAUCGGGAUCGGGAUCGGGAUCGGGUGUGGGGUGGUCAGGGAAGCAGCUCACGCUUGCUUGUCGACGACCUACCUGAAGACCCCCCUGGCCCCGUGGCUGAGGAGCUGCAGCGGCUGCUGCUGCUGCUGCAGCAAACACAAUUGCCGCUGAAUUUCUCUCUCUUCGUUAAUGUGCAGCAGCGGCAGCAGGAACAGCGCCGCAUGCAGGCAGAGAGACAGCAGCUUCUAGACAGCAUUGCAAAAGCAAUGCGCCAGCGAACCUAA